This is a messenger RNA of Chenopodium quinoa (quinoa), 684 nucleotides long. RefSeq lists its product as uncharacterized. The transcript has a single exon. Bases 1 to 684 code for a protein of 227 amino acids. The record is from RefSeq and is a predicted model, not a curated record. Lineage: Eukaryota; Viridiplantae; Streptophyta; Magnoliopsida; Caryophyllales; Amaranthaceae.
AUGUCAAACCUUGCAAAACUCGAAUUUGUUGCUCUUGAUAUUACUGGAAACAACUACCUGUCUUGGGUGUUAGAUGCUGAAAUACAUUUAGAUGCAAAAGGACUUGGUAACACUAUCAAAGAAAACAAUACAGCAACAAGCCAAGACAAAGCUAAAGCCAUGAUAUUCCUUUGCCAUCACCUUCAUGAAGGCCUUAAGGCUGAGUACUUGACUGUUAAAGAACCACAAAUCCUUUGGAGUAAUCAUAAGGAAAGGUAUGACCACCAGAAAACAGUGAUAUUACCAAAAGCUCGUUAUGAUUGGUUACAUUUAAGAUUACAAGACUUUAAGUCUGUGAGUGAAUACAACUCAGCCAUGUUUAGAAUUACGUCACAAUUGAAAUUAUGUGGAGAGAAAACCACGGAUGCAGAAAUGUUAGAAAAAACAUACUCUACUUUUCAUGCAAACAAUGUUAUCCUGCAGACACAAUACCGUGAAAAGGGUUUUACAAAAUAUUCAGAAUUGAUAUCUUGUCUCCUUGUGGCUGAGCAAAAUAAUGAACUAUUAAUGAAAAAUCAUGAAUCACGCCCAACUGGCUCUACUCCAUUCCCCGAAGCGAAUGCGACAUCCCAUAGUGGGAAAGAGCAAAAGGCUAGAGAUCACGCCAGCAGUCGUGGUCGAGGCCGUGGUCAAGGUCGUGGUUGA